AUGACGUGUGGUAACCGUCUACUGUAUGUUAGUUCAAGUAUUGUAAUCGCCAUUAUUUUCUCCAUCACUGGUAUUCUAAUUGGACGAUUCGCUAUUCCAAGAUGGAAUAACAAUAUCAAUUGGAAACCGACUGCUCAGGUCGCAGUUCAGCUCAUCAACGAUGAAAUUUUUUUGAAAAAUUUAGCUGAGAAAUUCCUUGAUAGGGUUGAUGCGAAUGAAAUAGAGAAAAAACUGAAACAACUUUCUCAACGAACACAUCUGGCGGGUACGGAUGACGAUCGAGAUGAAGCGAUAGAUAUUGCACGGAAAUGGCGAGAGUACGGGUUUGAUGUUACAAUUCAUCCAUAUCAAGUCUUACUCUCAUAUCCAGAUUUAACAAAACCGAACACCGUAAGUGUAACUAACGAAAAUGGAGCAAUUAUUUUUCAAACAAAUGGAAGUGAAACAAUCUAUGCAGAAGAUGGCAAUUUACCAUUUAAUAAGAUUGUUAAGCCAUUUUUAGCUUAUAGUACAAAUGGUACUGCUGAAAGUAAAAAAUUGUAUUAUGUCAAUUAUUGCACAUCAGAAGAUUUCCAAAUGUUAGAUGCAAUUAUGGAUAUAGCUGAUCUUGUUGGAAGUAUUAUUAUUUGCCGAUUUGGACGAAUUUAUCGUGGAAAUAAACUUGGAUUUGCUCAACAAUAUGGUGCUGUCGGGUUGAUAUUGUACAAUGAUCCAAUCGAUUAUGCACCAAACGGUACUAGUAAAGAUAAAACGUAUCCAAAUUCAAUUUACAUGCCGGAUACGGGGCACCAACGAGGAUCAGUAUUAACUACAAAUGGUGAUCCGUUGACAAAAAAUUACCCGGCAACAGAUUAUAUGUACAGAAAUCCAAUCGUCAAUAAUACUUAUUUACCUAAAAUACCCGCUCAACAAAUUGGCUACGGAGAAGCGAGGCGACUGUUAUCAUCAAUCCGAUUAUCUUCAUACAAUUCACUUCAACUGCGAACAGUUCACAAUGUCAUUGCUCUAUUACCUGGAACAGUUGAACCGGGUAUAUUCGCCUCUUUUUACAGAGAUUAUGCAGAAGUAGAAAAUAGGCAAAAGAAUACAGAAAGAAUUGAUGUGAAACUUUUCUUCGUUAUAGAUCGAUACGUACUAAUUGGCAGCCAUUUCGACGCUUGGACUUUUGGGAGUAUAGAUGAUGGUUCGGGAACAGCUGUUAGUUUUGAAUUAGCUCGCGUAUUCGGUUCAAUGAACAGAUCAGGAUGGAAACCUCGAAGAAGUUUAAUGAUUUGUGCAUGGGCCGCUGAGGAGUAUGGAAUUAUCGGUUCUGUCGAAUUUGUUGAGGCACGUGCUGGAAUAUGCGAAGAUAUUAUCGGCACGAGUCGUCUCCUAUAUCAAUAUGGAUGUUAUCGUUGA
Messenger RNA from Didymodactylos carnosus, 1398 nucleotides. The record is from the annotation of a GenBank genome assembly. NCBI's taxonomy places the organism in Eukaryota, Metazoa, Rotifera, Eurotatoria, Philodinida, Philodinidae.